UGGACUCAUUGCGGGUCCCACACUCGUGUUUCCCUAUACUGUGAAUUUUCUUCCGAUUGAAAUCACCCAAUUUUUCGAUUCUAUUCUUCUUUUUCUGUUUACUCUUCGCAGCAGCAGCAGCAGCAGCCAGAGCUGCAAAACCUCAGAGAGAGUCUGAAACAUAUAUCCAUAUAUACAGUAUCAACCGUAAGUGGUGGUGGGAGUGGUGUUAGGAAAACGAAGAAGAAAGGGUGAUGGGAGAUAGAAUCAUACCUGGAAGUUACUUCCAGUAUUCACCUUCUGGACUUCAUGCAUCAUCCCCUCAUACUCAUACUCAUAAUAGACCUCCUUCUUCACCUUCUUUAGAUCGUGAAAGCAAUGCCAGAUACAUGGCUGAGUUAUUGGCGGAGAGGCAAAAACUUGGACCAUUUAUUCAAGUUCUACCACUUUGUACUAGACUUCUUAAUCAAGAAAUUGUACGCGCAUCUGGUUUGGUCCCUCAUCAAAACUUUUUGGAGCACGAGAGUCCGUUGAAGUCGCCACUUCCUCAUUCAAAUGGAGGAAGAAUGGAUUUGGAGGGGUGGUCGUCUGUAAUGCAUGCAGAGGAAAAUGGAAUGUUUCUAAGACAUGGUGGUCUUCAGUCACCAAUGGGUUGGCAUGGGUCUCCUGGAAUUACAAGCACUGUGAAGAAAGUCAUUCGGUUAGAUAUUCCGAUCGACAAGUUUCCUAGUUUUAACUUUGUUGGGCGUCUCUUGGGACCUCGGGGGAACUCCUUGAAAAGAGUUGAGGCUACAACUCAAUGUCGAGUAUACAUCAGGGGUCGAGGCUCUGUUAAGGAUUCACUUCAGGAAGAGAAACUUCGAGAUAAACCUGGCUAUGAGCACUUGAAUGAGCCAUUACAUUUACUGGUGGAGGCUGAAUUUCCUCCAGAGAUGAUAGAUUCUCGUUUGACUCAAGCUGUGGCGAUAUUAGAAGACCUCUUGAAACCUGUGGACGAGUCCUUAGAUUAUUACAAGAAGCAGCAACUGCGGGAGUUGGCUAUGAUAAAUGGCACACUGAGAGAGGAGAGUCCUCAAAUGAGCCCAAGCAUGUCUCCCUUCAAUAACAGUAGUGCAGGAAUGAAACGAGCCAAAACCGGUCUCUAAAUGUGUAUAUCUCUAAUCAGUCGUUAGCUAUUUGAAUUGGUCGUAAGUUAUCUCUGACGUGCCUAAGAUUGAACCCAUUAAUUUUUUAACCUUUUAUGUUGUAGUAUUCGGUGUAAUUUUUCCUUCUUAAAUUUAUCAUGUCGUUUAUUCUUUUUGCUUGUACCGGUUUGGCCUAACGUACUUUUGCGCACUGCAGAAAUCUGAAUUUGAGACGAUUACUUUGUCAAUGAGCAUUUGAGGUUUCUUU
This is a messenger RNA of Papaver somniferum (opium poppy), 1371 nucleotides long. RefSeq names its product KH domain-containing protein At1g09660/At1g09670-like. Lineage: Eukaryota; Viridiplantae; Streptophyta; Magnoliopsida; Ranunculales; Papaveraceae. The record is from RefSeq and is a predicted model, not a curated record. The transcript is spliced from 7 exons. Gene Ontology annotation, cellular component: nucleus. Gene Ontology annotation, biological process: regulation of mRNA splicing, via spliceosome. The coding region runs from base 234 to 1124 and encodes 296 amino acids. Gene Ontology annotation, molecular function: mRNA binding.